Rotaria sp. Silwood1 is the source of this 279-nucleotide messenger RNA. The record is from the annotation of a GenBank genome assembly. NCBI's taxonomy places the organism in Eukaryota, Metazoa, Rotifera, Eurotatoria, Philodinida, Philodinidae.
AUGCUUGUAUUUGGUAGUUACUUAAUUAUUGUGGACGGCGUUGUCAUGGGCUUUUUUCCUCAUCAUAUUUUAACUAUAUUGAGUUGGAAAGCAGAUAAUGAUACUUUUGUUCGUAUGACUGGUUUACUUGCUGCUAUUCUUCGUGCUAAUCAUUUACUCAUGAAUUUACUUCUACUUGCAUUUGGUGAUGCAAUGGCAGCGACUUGGACAUUUGUUGCACUUAGAAAAGAUCAACAAGAAAAUGAAAAUAAACAGAAGAAUUCAAAUAAAAAGAACUAA